AUGGGGCUUAACGACGAGAGGAGUUACGAAUGCAACUACAACGUCCCAAGCCGCGAACUCCCUCGUUUCGUACCGCCGAUCAGAGUCAGAUUUGUCGAGAGCGAGAUCGAUGCUGCUCUUGUGCAGUCGGUGUUUGAUAUAGAGAUUGAGGAAGACUCGGGGGCAUAUACUUUAGUGGGAAUUUGUGAGGAUAUGGAUAUGGAUAUGACGGAAGUGGAAGAGGUGGAAGAGAGAAAGGGAAUUGGGGAGAGUGUUAAGGCUCGAGGUGCGGAUGUGAGGGAGAUGGAGGAAUUGAAGGGGAUGAAGGGGUGA
Molecule: messenger RNA, 312 nt
Organism: Botrytis deweyae
Lineage: Eukaryota; Fungi; Ascomycota; Leotiomycetes; Helotiales; Sclerotiniaceae
Exons: 3
Coding region: 1-312 (103 amino acids)
Source: RefSeq, a predicted model, not a curated record